Molecule: messenger RNA, 1416 nt
Organism: Ascochyta rabiei
Lineage: Eukaryota; Fungi; Ascomycota; Dothideomycetes; Pleosporales; Didymellaceae
Product: WD domain protein
Exons: 1
Coding region: 1-1416 (471 amino acids)
Cellular component (GO): Set1C/COMPASS complex
Molecular function (GO): histone binding
Source: RefSeq, a predicted model, not a curated record
AUGGACUCUCUACCAAAACGCUCGCGAGAAGAGACCGAAGACGAGUACGACGAUGCGCCUGCACGGAAACGGUCCAACUCCGGCUCUCCGCGCAGGCUAGCCGAACGCCCUGCGCGCCGGUACAGCAGAGAUCACGAGCGCGACCACGACCGCGACCGCGACCGCGAGCAUGACGACAGCGCGGACGACCAGCGAUAUUACGACCGCCGCACCCCCUCGCAAUCACGCUCGCAGUCGAGCUCGCGCUCGAGAAGCCGGUCCCGCACGCCUCCACCGCGCAAGCCCACCUCGCUCAACUACACCCCCCACCUGAUCCUGCGCGGACACAAGCGCGCGGUAUCGUGUCUGAAGUUCUCCCCCAACGGGCUCAGGAUCGCCUCUGCCUCGGCCGACGCGACCAUCAAGAUCUGGUCCGCGUCCACGGGCCAGCUCGAGCACACGCUCGAAGGCCACCUCGCCGGCGUCAACACGCUGACCUGGUCGCCGGACAGCACCACGCUCGCCUCGGGCUCCGACGACAAGUCCAUCCGGCUGUGGGACAUCAGCACAGGGCUCGCGCACCCCACGCCGCUUAUCGGCCACCACAACUACGUCUACAGCAUCGCCUUCAGCCCCAAGGGGAACAUGCUGGUCUCCGGCUCCUACGACGAGGCUGUGUUUCUGUGGGACGUACGGGCAGCGCGCGUCAUGCGCUCCUUGCCCGCCCACUCGGACCCCGUCUCCGCAGUCGACUUUGUGUGCGACGGCACCCUCAUCGUGUCCUGUUCGCACGACGGCCUGAUCCGCGUGUGGGACACCAGCACAGGGCAGUGCCUGCGCACGCUGGUGCACGAGGACAACGCGCCCGUGACGUCUGUCCGCUUCAGCCCCAACGGAAAAUACAUCCUAGCCCACACGCUCGACUCGUGCCUCCGGCUGUGGGACUACACCAACGGUAAGGGUCGGUGCGUGAAGACGUACCAAGGGCACAGCAACGGCAGAUUCUCCCUCGCCGGCGCAUUCGGCACGUACAGCAGCCCCGCCGACCCAGCCCAGCGCUUCGCCUUCGUCGCCUCCGGCAGCGAAGACGGCACGUUGGUGCUGUGGGACGUGUCGUCCAAGGACAUCCUGCAGCGACUGCGCGGCCACGACGAUGCCGUGCUGGCCGUCGACACGCACCCGCACGGCCCCGUCCUGGCGACGGCGGGCCUCGACUGCAGCGUGCGCGUGUGGAAAGCCUCGGCCGCGCCGGCCGUCCAGCAAGAAGAGAGCAGCAGCGGCAGCAGCAGCAGCAGCAGCAGCAGCAACGGCAACAGCAGCGUCAAGCACAGCCGCGCCAGUGCGCUCCCGCCCAACCCCUUUGCGGCCGACAGCCCCGCGCUGGGGAGUUCGGCCGUGGACACGCCGGUGGAGAGCAGUCCCGCGAGGCAGGAGUAG